Molecule: messenger RNA, 552 nt
Organism: Haemonchus placei
Lineage: Eukaryota; Metazoa; Nematoda; Chromadorea; Rhabditida; Trichostrongylidae
Source: the annotation of a GenBank genome assembly
AUGGAGAAACCCAGUCACAACAAUAAUGUCAAUAACAACUUUAGAAGUCUCAAAGAAAUCAGUGAUAAAGCUAGGACGUCACUCGGAAGUGGCGCUCAGGACCCUCGCCCGAGUCCUAUGGAGAAAAUGCGAGGGCUACCGAGGAGUGAACUGUCUCGGUCAAAGAAGUCUGUUCGAAUUGGGUCUCUGAACGUAGGAUCGCUUACUGGGAAGUCCCGAGGGAUCGCUGAUCUGAGGAAGCGCAGGAACAUUCAAGUCCUAUGCCAUCAGGAGACCCGCUGGAAAGGGCCAAAGGUCAGAGAAAUCGGAGAGGGUGUCAAGCUCUUCUACAACGGAGUAGACACCCAACGAAAUGGCGUGGCCAUGGCUGUGGCGGACUCCUUUAAAAACUCUGUCUCCACCGUCAGCAGAAUCAGCAGUCGAAUCAUGGCUGUGAGGAUACACACAAAGGACGGGUACUGGGCAAUAAUAUCCGUGUAUGCCCCACAGGUCGGCUGCCCUGUCGUCGAAAAGGAUGAGUUCUAUCUGAAUGAGAGAGGAUUCUUGAUCUAG